AUGUUUGCCCCAACCAUCUGCACCUUGCCCAGUGCAACCACCCCAGUCGUCCUCCUCUUCCUGGUGGUGGGCUGUGCUGGGGAAACAGCCACAGAUGGCCCCUACCUCAGCGUGGGGGACGGCACCGCCAUGGAGUUCGACUUCCCCGUAAACAGCCACGGCAUCCUCGUGGUGUCCUGCCGCUAUCCGGGGCCGGAUGCGUGGCUGAACGUGGCCUCUCUGGAGCCGACGGUCUUAGCCGUCGAGAACGUCAGCACCUCCUGGGGAGGGGGCUUUGUGGUCACGAUCCAGUCCAGCCUGCCGGGCUUGGCCCCGCUGCAGCUCCAGCUGUUGGAUCAGAGCCGCCUGAUAGAGGAGCGGGCGGAUUUCCGGAUCCGCGUCUCCCCUAGCAGCAUGGAGUCCGCCCUGCGUUCCGGGUUGGGCCACUUCUCGGAGAACCCCAUCCUUUAUGCCCUCCUGCCUCUCAUUUUCCUCAACAAGUGCGCGUUCGGCUGCAAGGUGGAACUUGAUGUGUUGAGGGGCCUGGUGCAUCAGCCCCAUCCAGUGGUGCUGGGCAUUUUGGGCCAGUUCGUGGUCAUGCCCCUGUACGGUUACCUCAUGUCCGUGGCCUUCUCUUUGCCCACGCCCCUGGCCUUGGGGUUGGUCAUCGCCUGUUCCUCCCCCGGUGGUGGCGGCGGCUACCUCUACAGCCUGCUGUUGGGGGGCGAUGUGACCGUUGCCAUCUCCAUGACCCUCCUGUCGACGGUCGCCGCCACGGGGCUGAUGCCGCUCUCCUCGGCCUUCUACGGCCGCUUGCUCGGCGCCCGCGAGACCCUCCACGUGCCCUUCCUCAAGAUCCUCAUCACCCUCCUCUUCAUCGCUGUGCCCAUCUCGAGCGGCAUGCUGGUCAAGUGGAAGCUGCCCCGCCUCUCCCGCCUCCUGCUCCUCCUCAUCCGCCCCUUCAGCUUCGCCCUCAUCGUGGGGGGCCUCUUCAUGGCCUACCACAUGGGGGCCUUCAUCCUGGCCAACGUGCGGCCCCCCACUGUGCUGGCCGGCGUCACUGUGCCCGUCUUCGGCCUUCUGCUGGGCUACCUGCUGGCCUGGUGCCUCAGGCUGCCCGGGCCCCAGCGGCGGACGGUGAGCAUCGAGAUCGGGGUGCAGAACAGCCUGCUGGCCUUGGCCGUGCUGCAGCUCUCCUUCCAGCGGGCCCAGGCCGACUUUGCCUCGCAGGCUCCCUUCAUCGUGGCCCUGAGCAGUACGUCGGAGAUGCUGCUGCUGGUUUUGGGGCACCUGGUGUACAAGAAACUCUGCUCUGCCGGCUCCUGAGGGCUUCUUGGGAAGGGGAGGCGGAU
Messenger RNA from Euleptes europaea (tarantolino), 1331 nucleotides. It is a transcript of the gene SLC10A3, whose product is annotated as solute carrier family 10 member 3. Gene Ontology annotation, molecular function: bile acid:sodium symporter activity. The transcript has a single exon. Gene Ontology annotation, biological process: bile acid and bile salt transport. Gene Ontology annotation, cellular component: membrane. NCBI's taxonomy places the organism in Eukaryota, Metazoa, Chordata, Lepidosauria, Squamata, Sphaerodactylidae. The record is from RefSeq and is a predicted model, not a curated record. The coding region runs from base 1 to 1305 and encodes 434 amino acids.